CCCUAUUAUCGCCCGUAUCACUCCCCACCAUCAAUUCAGCGAUUAGCGGGCACACUCGUCUCCUCAUAUUCCUACGCACUCCCACCGCCUCUCGCUCGGGCCGUCUUUCGCGUCGCAGCCCGGCCUGGCGCGUCCUCUCGCUGUUCAAACAAUCGAAUGUCGCCCUGCCCUCUCACGCCCGCUGGAUGAAUAUUGAACCUACACAUCCGAAAACGUACGCAUAGCCGGCUCUGGGGAUGGCGCCAGCUCCCCAGCCUCUGCCGAUUCGCUUCCCAUGCUGGUGCAAAGCCGUCUACUCGUGGGGCGGUGAGACUAAACGCGACCUCGGCUUCAUAGAAGGAGACCUGAUCGAAUGUCUCAAUGCCGGCGAUGGAUCGUGGUGGAUGGGGCGGUUGAAGCGCGAUAGGCGCAUGGUCGGCCUCUUCCCCUCGAAUUUCGUCGAACUCCUUAGCGAAGACUUCCAGCCAUGGAACCGCAACGGGAGCCCCAUGACACAACAGAAUGGCUCGGGCAAUGUAUCAAGGCAGAACAGCGGGCAGGCGGUCAAGCAAACGCCACAAAAGGCGAAGACGUUCAGGAAGCCCUUCACCGCAUACGCGGCUGCAGGGGCCCCGAACCCGGCAGCAGCAGCACGGGAGAUACAGAAAGCUGGCGGAUUGUCGCCGAACCCGAACGGAAGCCUCCGGCAAACCAAGCCGUAUGCGUCGAUGAAGAGGUCGUCAACCGAAAGUCGCGAAACCGCUUCUCCCGCUCCUACACCAAAUGCUCCCUCGAAUCUUCGCGCAGUGUCGCCUAGACCCACUUCAACGAGACCUGCAUACUCUCGAGCAGCGUCGCCAGCCCCUCCCGUCGACUACCAGUCUCACUCGCGAUCGCCUUCUCCCGCCCCUCCGGUGCCGUAUCGACCUCAUUCGCGAGCUGUGUCCCCAGCGCCGCCGACGCAAUACCAUCCGCAUUCGCGAGCUGUAUCACCGGCUCCAUCCUUUCAGUACCGCGCAUAUGAUAGAGGACCGUCGCCUUCGCCGUAUCAGGAUGACCUUGACCCGCCUCCUCCGCCCCCGCCUCCACAUCGCGUUCUUCACAGCAGAGCGCCCUCGCCUGCACCCCCUCGCAAUGUCUACCAUACACCCGAGCCUCCUUCUCCCCGGCCGGCAAGCAGAGGGAACUUCACACCAUCUCCGUUGACAAAUGCGAUGAACGACGUCAUGUCUUCGUUGCAGGAUAUGAGUUUGUCGAGGAGUGGGAACUCGCCGGACGAGCCUGCAACGCCGUCAAAUAUUUGGUCACCGGAAGCUUUCGACCAAGUCUAUCAGGCAUCGGCGAAGAAGGUGCGUGCACAGACAUCGAUGGGAAUUGGUGGCCAAGCGGGCUUUGCAGAUGACGAAUUCGACGAUCCCUAUCGGUCAUACGACGACGGACCUCCUCAGGUGCACAACUACGUGCAGCGGAUGGAAAGCCGCUUGCGGCGCAUGCAGCAGGAAGAAGGUCGCGCGAAUGAUGAACUCUUCAUACCUCCCGAUGCGACGGGACCACCGCCAGCAGUGCCUCCCAAAAAUUCCACGUACCAGAACAGGCCUGCUUCGUCCACGGGGGAUAAUCAACCUGAUGUGGACCGAAAAGGAUCAAAGACACUCCGUCAUCGCAAAUCAGCAUAUGAAAUAGGGCGCAAUGUCUUGGGCAGGACCUUUACAACGAAGACAAAUUCGACGACGACCACCCACACGAGCAGUUCUACGAAUCGCAGCUUGAUGUCCGGGCAGUCCGCGACCAACAUGAGUGCGACUAGCGCGGGGAGCUAUUACCGCAAGAAGCUCAGCAAAGAUAAUAGGCCUAAGACUGUAAUGGAGACGAGAACCGCGGGCACAGGCUACGGAUUUGACGAGGAUCGGCCGGAAACACCAUUCACGGGUGUCACGUAUCAUUCAAGUCACGCGUCGCAGCAACAACAAGACGAACCCACAGGCACUCCGCUGGAUGGCCCGGAUCCGCUAGGUGGACUGACUUCGCCAAAGCCAAAGAGGAGCGGCUUUUUCCGGAAGAUGAUCGACUCCGCAAAGACACAAGCUGCAAAUGCUCGUAGCACGAUCGCUUCUGGGUCAAUAAGCAGACCGGGCUCCCGAGCGGCAAGUCGCGCAGCCAGCCGUGCAGCAAGUCGUGCAGCGAGUCGACUGGACGAUCGAGGGCCAACGGGCAUCGCAGGUGGAACUGCAGUGCAGUCGAGUGCUGCACGAGAUAUGGGGCUAGGUGCUGCGGUAGACUGGGUGCAGGUCCGCCGAGAUGUGAACAGGUCGAAUUCACUAAGCAAGAAUGAGAGAUUGGAGCGAGCAGAUCGUUGCCAAAUGAUGGAUAUACCUGUCAUCAACCCUGUCGACAUUCUUUAUGAUUCAGCUGAAGGAGACGAAGGCCUGGAUGGACUUCCCAUCGCGGACCCCACCGACUUCACUACCAGUGCUCUUACGCUCGUCGACAAGAGCGCCCGGUUCGUCAACAGCAUUCCGCUUGGAACGACUCCUGCGACAUUGGCGCAGGGAUACGUGUGCAGGCCAUACAGGAGCGACGUUCAGCGGUUGAGAGCCAUCUUCACCUGGGUCAGCGAGCGCAUAUCCUGGGAGGAGGAUUUCGAAGGCGACAUCGAUACCCGCCAUGUCCUCCAAACAAAACGCGGCUGCUCGGAAGAGAUCGCCAUUGUUGUCGCAGAGAUGUGCGCAUCGGUCGGACUACACGCUGAAGUCGUGAGGGGCUUUCUUAAGACUCCUGGAGCGCCAUUAGAUCUCGAUAGCGUAGCGCGGCCUAACCACUUUUGGAAUGCUGUCAUUGUCGAAGGAGAAUGGCGCAUAAUGGACUGCUCACUGGCCGGUCCCACGAAUCCGAAGCGGGCACAGUACUCGAAUGCCAGCUCACAGGUCGCAGAGGGCUGGUACUUCCUCGCUCGGCCAAUGGAGAUAUGCUACUCUCAUGUUCCUCUUCUCCCAGAGCAGCAGCACAUCUGCCCACCACAGCCUCACGACGUCUUGAUGGCUCUUCCGUGCGCGACGCCGACAUAUUUCAAGCAUCGGCUGCACAUGGUCGACUUCGACACCAGCCUUUUGAACCUGGACAACCUCGAAAUGGCGCAUAUCUAUAUCAACGUCCCAGAAGACGUAGAGUGCGUGGCGGAAGUCGAAGCGAGAGCAUACACCCAAGAUGCUGACGGUGACCUCUUCGAAAGCGGCGACGUGAUCAGGAAGCCAGCCUUAGCACAAGCAGAGUGGAUAGGAGGCCAGAAGCGGUACACUGUCAAGGCACUGCUCCCGGGAGAUGAAGGCCAUGGCGUGCUCAAAGUAUACGCCGGACCACGUGGUCUCAUGCACUCCAACAAGCUAAACCCCCACUCUCUCGCUCUGGGCCUUCCACUCUCUCACACGGGCACCAACCCUCCGUACUCCUUUUUAACGCUCCAUCCCACCCCGCACGCUCAGCGCCACGAUCUCUACGUCGCUCAACCGCAAUGCGCAAACCUUGCCCUCAACAACACUUUCGUCUUCACCGUCCGCCAGCACCCAUCCUCACUCAGCCGCUCCCCUGACCCAAACUCCGGGAUCAACGGCCGUGCGUCGCCUAACCCGUUCGCUCGUCCUGCUUCCGCAAUGAGUAUGCAGAGUAUAUCUGCUUCGGGGUCGAACUACACGAAUCCAUCGCAAACGUCGUCGAGCUCUUCUGGCAGUAGCAAUUCUAUGAAGCCAGCGAAGUUGGCUGUGCAGACGCCUUCCGGAAAGAUUAUACGGUUGACGAGGAAGAGCGAGCAUAUGAGCGGGACCAGCGACGGCGAUGGCAGCCAGUGGGAGACGGUCAUCAAGAUCGGCGAGAAGGGCACAUGGCGAGGCCUUGUGCUCGCGGACCGGAGCGCGAGGUGGUGCGUGUUUGCGCAGUGGGAGUGUGUCUGAUGGAUCCACACAUUUCUUCCCGGGUGCACUUAGGCGGUGCGAUAGUUGUAAAGACUACGAAGGGUGGCUCCAAAGGCUGGGAAAAGUUGUUUGUCUUCUUGAUUACUUUUGGGUAUAUCUUACGGUUCUCAUCUUACGACUUGUAAUGCUGAAAGCAUGGAGUACGAUUCAAGGAAUGCAUCGCUGGCGACGGCCCUUUUGCAUCUUGCAUUGCUUGGCGUUUGGAUAGCUGGGCAGCGCUUUUUCUAUAGGAUAUACGGCGAAUCGCCGGGAGGGAAUCCUGAAU
Trematosphaeria pertusa is the source of this 4209-nucleotide messenger RNA. RefSeq lists its product as uncharacterized. Lineage: Eukaryota; Fungi; Ascomycota; Dothideomycetes; Pleosporales; Trematosphaeriaceae. The record is from RefSeq and is a predicted model, not a curated record. Gene Ontology annotation, molecular function: protein binding. The transcript has 3 exons. Bases 237 to 3923 code for a protein of 1228 amino acids.